CGCAGAUGACCGUUAGCUGUCAAUGUGCGGAGUCUCAGACUGAGGAGUUUCCCCAACUAACUAAGUUGGCUCAAAGUUGGAUCCAGCCAAUUACCUUAGUGUUAAUGUGCGGUAUGUCUCUUGAUAUGUUUCGUGUAGGUUUGUAUUUGUAUACGAUAACUUAGCAAACAAUAAGUAACAGAGUUCCGACGACUGAGUGGCGCGCAAGCAGAUUUUUCAAGUCCCGACUUGGACCGUUCUGGUACCGAAUGUGGCUGUGAUAUGAAAUCGGAUAUUUCGACACUUUCGUUUCAAUUUAGCCAACAAGUUGAACUUGACACUGGAACUUGACUCUCGAUUUCAGUCGCCCGCCGCGUCCCCGCGGCUCCGUGACCAUGGGUAACCCGGGGAUGGAGGACCUGAUCCCGCUGGUCAACAGGCUGCAGGAUGCCUUCAGUACCAUUGGACAGUCCUGCAACCUGGACCUCCCUCAGAUAGCGGUGGUUGGAGGACAGAGCGCGGGGAAAAGCUCAGUGCUGGAGAACUUUGUGGGCAGAGACUUCCUGCCCAGAGGUUCCGGAAUCGUGACGCGAAGACCGCUGGUCCUGCAGCUUAUUAAUCACGACACAGAGUAUGCCGAGUUCCUGCAUUGCAGAGGCCGGAAGAUUACGGACUUUGAGGAGAUCCGGAGGGAGAUAGAGGAGGAGACGGAACGGCUGACGGGAGCCAACAAGGGAAUAUCGCCCAUCCCCAUCAACCUGCGCAUACACUCGCCCAACGUGCUGAACCUGACCCUGAUUGACCUGCCGGGCAUCACCAAGGUGCCGGUGGGGGACCAGCCGGGUGACAUCGAGUACCAGAUCCGGGACAUGAUCAUGCAGUUCAUCUGCAGAGACAGCUGCCUCAUCCUGGCCGUCACGCCCGCCAACACGGACCUGGCCAACUCAGACGCACUCAAACUGGCCAAGGACGUCGACCCUCAGGGCCAGCGCACGAUAGGUGUGAUCACCAAGCUGGACCUGAUGGAUGAGGGAACGGAUGCCCGGGCCAUUCUGGAGAACAGGCUGCUGCCACUACGCAGAGGCUACAUAGGGGUUGUGAACCGCAGUCAGAAAGACAUUGAUGGCAAGAAGGACAUCCAGGUGGCGUUGUCUGCAGAGAGACGCUUCUUCCUCUCCCACCCGGCGUACAAGCACAUCGCCCAGAGCAUGGGGACACCCUACCUGCAGCAGGUCCUCAACCAGCAACUGACCAAUCACAUCCGGGCGACCCUUCCGGCAUUCCGCACUAAGCUGCAGACUCAGCUGCUGGAACUGAAGAAGGAAGCAGAAGAGUUCCAGCAGUACCGACCCGACGACCCGCAGCACAAAACCAAAGCUAUGCUACAACUUGUGCAGCACUUCGGUCUGAACUUUGAGAAGUUGAUCGAGGGCUUCGGGGAUCACGUGGACACAGUGGAGCUGUCUGGAGGAGCCAAAAUCAACCGCAUCUUCCAUCAACGCUUCCCCACAGACCUCAGCAAGAUGGAGCUGGAUGAGCUGGAGCUGCGGAAAGAGAUCACCUACGCCAUCAAGAACAUCCACGGCAUCAGGACAGGCCUCUUCACUCCUGACUUGGCGUUUGAGACGAUGGUGAAGCGUCAGAUUAUCCAGCUGAGAGGGCCGUGCCUCAAGUGUGUCGACAUGGUGACGGAGGAACUCAUCAGCACCGUGCAGCAGUGCACCAACAAGUUGGCCAGCUAUCCUAAGCUGCGGGAGGAGACGGAGAGCAUCGUGUGCAGCCACAUACGGGACCAAGAGAGACAGUCAAAGAACCAGGUUUUAUUGCUGAUUGAGAUCCAGCUGUCGUAUAUAAACACCAACCAUGAGGACUUCAUCGGCUUCACCAGUGUUCAUCAGAAGAACAGCCAGACGAGUGUCAAGAAUGCAGCAGGAAACCAGGGGUCGGCGUUCUUACUUCGGCAAAUUGUCAUCCGUAAAGGCUGGUUGACCAUCAGCAAUAUCAGCAUCAUUAAGGGCGGUGCUCGGCUCUGCUGGUUCGUUCUCACCACUGAGAGCUUGUCCUGGUUCAAGGAUGAUGAGGAGAAGGAGAAGAAGUACAUGUUGCCUCUGGACAACCUGAGGGUUCGAGACGUGGAGAAGAGCUUCAUGUCCUCUAAACACACCUUCGCACUCUACAGCACCGAGCAGAGGUACACACACACACACACACACACACACACACACACACACACACACACACACACACACACACACACACACACACUACAGCACCUGAGGGUUCGAGACGUGGAGAAGAGCUUCAUGUCCUCUAGACACACCUUCGCACUCUACAGCACCGAGCAGAGGUACACACACACACACACACACACACACACACACACACACACACACACACACACACACACACACUACAGCACCUGAGGGUUCGAGACGUAGAGAAGAGCUUCAUGUCCUCUAGACACACCUUCGCACUCUACAGCACCGAGCAGAGGUACACACACACACACACACACACACACACACACACACACACACACACACACACACACACACACACACACACACACACACACACACUACAGCACCUGAGGGUUCGAGACGUGGAGAAGAGCUUCAUGUCCUCUAGACACACCUUCGCACUCUACAGCACCGAGCAGAGGUACACACACACACACACACACACACACACACACACACACACACACACACACACACACACACACACACACACACACACACACACUACAGCACCUGAGGGUUCGAGACGUGGAGAAGAGCUUCAUGUCCUCUAGACACACCUUCGCACUCUACAGCACCGAGCAGAGGUACACACACACACACACACACACACACACACACACACACACACACACACACACACACACACUACAGCACCUGAGGGUUCGAGACGUAGAGAAGAGCUUCAUGUCCUCUAGACACACCUUCGCACUCUACAGCACCGAGCAGAGGUACACACACACACACACACACACACACACACACACACUACAGCACCUGAGGGUUCGAGACGUAGAGAAGAGCUUCAUGUCCUCUAAACACACCUUCGCACUCUACAGCACCGAGCAGAGGUACACACACACACACACACACACACUACAGCACCUGAGGGUUCGAGACGUAGAGAAGAGCUUCAUGUCCUCUAGACACACCUUCGCACUCUACAGCACCGAGCAGAGGUACACACACACACACACACACACACACACACACACACACACACACACACACACACACACACACACACACACACACACACUACAGCACCUGAGGGUUCGAGACGUAGAGAAGAGCUUCAUGUCCUCUAGACACACCUUCGCACUCUACAGCACCGA
Engraulis encrasicolus (European anchovy) is the source of this 3334-nucleotide messenger RNA. Its product is annotated as dynamin-1-like. NCBI's taxonomy places the organism in Eukaryota, Metazoa, Chordata, Actinopteri, Clupeiformes, Engraulidae. Bases 375 to 2402 code for a protein of 675 amino acids. The transcript is spliced from 17 exons. Gene Ontology annotation, biological process: synaptic vesicle endocytosis; receptor internalization. The record is from RefSeq and is a predicted model, not a curated record. Gene Ontology annotation, molecular function: microtubule binding; GTPase activity; GTP binding. Gene Ontology annotation, cellular component: cytoplasm; plasma membrane; microtubule.